UGCCCCCCCUGCCCCCGCCGCGCUGGGCUGGGCGCGCCCGUGGAGCGCACGGAGGGACCCGCACCGGCUCCCAGAGGCUGAAGUCACCCUGACGAAGCUUUCCCCCACCUCCCAGAGGAGCAGCCACCCCCAAAAUAAGGAUGCACCGACACCCCUGAACGGGAUUUUGGGGACAUGAGACCGGGCAACUCGUCACACAGGUCUGUCCCUUCCAUGGCUUCAACGAUGCUGCCGGGGAAAGCGGAGAAGAGGAUGGCUUCAUCCAUCUUCAUCACACUGAUGCCACCACGGAGGGAGGCAGCCACCAAGGAGAAAACCCAAAGGAUUACACAGCUGGAUGUUCCUGAGGUCCCAGGCACCCAUCGCCCCCAAAUCCCACCCCCAGCAUUGCCCAAUGGAGAAACCCACCCAGCAGCCCCUGUGCCUUCAUCCCCACCAGUCCUCAUCCUCUCUGAAGCACCCCAGCCCUUGUCUGCAGAGGCACUGGGUCCAGCACUGCAGCAACUGGACCUGGCAGCACCCGUCACCCUCCAGGGCCCUUCAGCUUUCCCUGCUGAACUGAGGCCACCCAAAUUUUGCCAGGAGCAAGCAGGGAAGCCCCAGUGGCAGGAAGCCAAUGGAUACCCGGAGAGGGAUGGCUCCAGGGACAUCUGUGCCUUCUGCCACAAAGCCUUGGGGCCCCGGGAGCUGACGGUGGAGGCGAUGAGGAAGCAGUACCACGCUGACUGCUUCACCUGCCGGACCUGCCAGCGCCUCCUGGCCGGACAGCGCUACUACCAAAGAGAUGGGCGCCCCUCCUGCCAUGCCUGCUACCAGGCCACGCUGGAGAAAUGUGCCAAGUGCCAGGGACUGAUCACGGAACGCAUCGUCCGUGCCCUGGGCCGAGGCUACCACCCCGGCUGCUUCUCCUGCACCGCCUGCGGCCGCGCCAUCGGCACCGAGAGCUUCGCUGUGGAUGAGUGGGAUGAGGUGUACUGCGUGGCUGACUUCUACAGGAAAUACGCGGUGGUUUGCAGUGCCUGUGAGUGCCCCAUCAUCCCGCGGGAGGACAGGGACACCUACAAGAUCGAGUGCCUGGGACGCAGUUUCCACGAGAGUUGCUACUGCUGUGAGAGCUGUGGGACACCCCUGUCACCAGAGCCAACAGAGAAUGGGUGCUACCCCCUGGGUGACCACCUCCUCUGCAAGUCCUGCCACAUCCGCCGGCGGAACGAGUCAUCCUGCUGAGACCCCUUGGAUCAACUUCUGUAUUCCAGCACUGGACACCAAAAAAGGGGAGCACCCACCAGGCUGUGCCCUGCAGCCAGUCUUGGUAUCAGCUGCACCCCCAAAUAGCUGCUGGACUGGUGUUCUUGUCACCAAAAUAUACCUGGGACCUGGUCCUGUUGGGAUGGAGAAGUGGAGAUGUAGUGUUCCAGUGUGGCUCUGUGCUCCUCAUGGAUGUGAAAAGCCCCAGCAGAGCGGCUGGGAUGGAGGAGCUGAUGUUUUGUUCACAUAUUUCUUUUUUUUUAAACUCCUUUUUCAAGGCCAGUUUGGUUUCCUUGGGUGUUUUUUUCUUCCUUUUUGAGCUUCCUUGGAGUUUCACUGAAAUGUUUCUCCCUGUGGUGAUGUAGAGAGUGGGCACUGAUUUUGUUACUCACAGUUAAAUAAAAC
Molecule: messenger RNA, 1653 nt
Organism: Calypte anna (Anna's hummingbird)
Lineage: Eukaryota; Metazoa; Chordata; Aves; Apodiformes; Trochilidae
Gene: FBLIM1
Product: filamin binding LIM protein 1
Exons: 9
Coding region: 175-1227 (350 amino acids)
Biological process (GO): cell-cell adhesion
Cellular component (GO): stress fiber; focal adhesion
Molecular function (GO): filamin binding
Source: RefSeq, a predicted model, not a curated record